This is a messenger RNA of Parathielavia appendiculata, 1470 nucleotides long. RefSeq lists its product as uncharacterized. Bases 439 to 1161 code for a protein of 240 amino acids. Gene Ontology annotation, cellular component: mitochondrial large ribosomal subunit. Gene Ontology annotation, molecular function: structural constituent of ribosome. Lineage: Eukaryota; Fungi; Ascomycota; Sordariomycetes; Sordariales; Chaetomiaceae. The record is from RefSeq and is a predicted model, not a curated record. The transcript has a single exon.
GUCGCAUUCGGUCCUGUUGGACAUCAACCUGGAUCACGCCGAUCGAACCGAUGCUCCACUCGGCCCGGCACGGGGAAGAGGAGCCGGACACCGGUCCAAGCGAGCCCUGAUUGGAGCAUACCAAAGUCCAGCGCUAACCGAAGAGAAGCCCAGCAUCCACGUGACACGUUCCCGGCAAUGGCCGAGAAAAAGUUGCUUCUCAACAUCGCGACUCAAGAAGGAGACAGCAGCUGUUGAGCGUGAAGGAGGUGGACGGCGGCUCCGACUACAACGCAGACAAGCCCGGCAAUCUAUUGUGUCUUGCUCCAUCUUUCUUCUCCGACCUCCACACCGGCAGCACCCAAUUCCUUUCUCGCCUGUAUAUUUGCACCUCGCCCGUUUUAUUUUCCUCCACCGGACAACGUCUCCUUUUCCAAACGACGACGAUCAUCAUCCAACAUGGAAGCCGUUGUAACAAGGCCAGCACUCUCCUGCUGCCGCCGGGCUGCGUCCUCAGCUCCGUCAUCCACCAGGCUCCUCCUCAACAGCAGCCUCCCCUCGGGCACCCGGCAAAAGUCGACCGCCGCCCGGACACGCCGCGCGCUCAACAUCCCGCCGCACCCGUCGUUCCUGCACCCCAACAAGACCCCCGAAUCCGUUGCAUCCCGCCCCACAAGCGACGAAAUUAUCUUUAACCCGCCCUCGUCAGCCCCCUCCGUCUUCCACACCCCCUUCAAGUUCCUCCCCAAGACCGACCCGCGCCGCAUGGCAAACCUGACCUCGAACCUGUUCGCCUCGUCGACAACAAUCCAAUACAACUACAGCCCCUCCUCCGCCGCAUCUCCCUCCGCCGAAACAACAACGACCCCAUCACCGGAAUCCUUCCCCUCCAUUGAGGGCCCGCCCGUUCUCAAACCGCGGCACCACCUCACGCCGCAAGACAUCGAGCAGAUGCGGCGGCUGCGCGAGCAGGACCCCGUGACCAACAGCGUGCAGAACCUGGCGCGGCAGUUUCAGUGCAGUAAGCUGUUUGUGCUCAUGUGCUGCCAGGCGCCCAAGGAGCACCAGCAAAAGAUCAAGGAGCAGGAGGAGAAAGUCAAGGCGCGGUGGGGCCCCCGGAGGAGGGCGGCGCGGGAGGAGCGGCAUCGGAGGAUGGAGAUGCUUUUUAACGGGCAGUUAUAGAAAGGAAGAAGUCGACGUAGAAGGAGGGAGCCGAAAAGCGAAUUUGCACGGAAAGAUAUGGUGGUUGGAUAUGCUCGCGGUGUUUUCGGGUCAGAGUUCGGCCCAAAGAGGGGUUGGAAUGGUUCGGCUCCUUGCAGAGCAAGUCCAAUGCUGCCCAGUCUAGUACUGAGGGGCUAUGGUUAUGGUUGGGUGACAAGCUGGAUCUCGCAGCACCUUGCUAAUGUUCGGCGGAUGGCAUGGCAGGAGCAUCACUGUACGAUGAAUGGCAUGGGCAGGCAUUCAGCGGUCUUUGGCGGGCAUAGACGGAUC